AUGUGUCGUCGAGAAUAUUAGCAGAGUUUUAUUCCAGUGAUCAAUCAUGAACUUGCAGCCGCAAUUGAAAAUUAGAACAAAUAGAAAUUUUAGGAUAGAAGAUAAGAGCUAAUAAAAGUGGAAUUACCAAAAGAUAACAAUAAGAUUUAAAUUAAAUUUUCAUUCGGCAACGAGCAUAUCAUGCUUCAAAAUUCUGAGAGAUUUAAAAGUGAAUAUAAUGCAAAUGAGAUUGUGGAGAAUAAACAUAAGUGGAAAGUUUUUAUAAGAAUUGUUAGAUCAAGAGAAGAUAAGGCUAUUUUAAAAGCUAGUUAGUUUAUAGAAAAGGUUGUCUUCACACUAGACCCUUCAUUUAUAGAAGAUGAAAUUGAAAUUAAAAAAGAACCGUUUGAAUUGAGUAAAAUUGGGUGGGGAACAUUUGACAUUCCAAUAGAAAUAUUUUUCAAAAAAGAAACUGGUAAAACAGAUACAGUAUCUCUAAACCAUCUAUUGAAUUUCGAUGGAAAUGGAGAGACAAAAUAUUUUACUGUUGCUUUUGACAAACUAAAAGUAAAAAAAUUGAGUGAGAAGAAAAAAGUAUUUCAUUGA
Molecule: messenger RNA, 585 nt
Organism: Stylonychia lemnae
Lineage: Eukaryota; Ciliophora; Spirotrichea; Sporadotrichida; Oxytrichidae
Source: the annotation of a GenBank genome assembly